CUUUUCAGAGAAGAGCUAGCGGCCUGGAUCAGCUGUGGAGGACUUUAUAAGUUUAUUUUGCUAGCAAAUCUUUCUGAAGAAGGGUGGUGGUGCAGUCUGGUUAGAUGGGUGUGGUGCAGUGAGUCUUCCUUUUGUAGGGGGCUCUUGAUGAGCAAAGGGAGCAUGCACAGCAGGGCAGGUUCCUUGCUUUUGGAAGAAGCGAGAUUUUCAGUGUGGUGGGGUGUCGCUGCAUGCACCUGAAGCCUAGCUCCAACCGCGCUGCUUGCUAGAUCAAAGACGCCUGCUUACAGAAUUUUUGUGGCCAAAGUUGUAUUGGAGUUUUCCUUUCUGAGCACUUGAGAAACCGCACCACUCCAGCAAUUCUUACUAAACCUACUAAAACUUGAUCGGACGGUGACUUCAAGCACACUGAGCCGCAGCAGCCUAGUAUCAUUCUUGAGGGACAUACUUUGCUGUGAGCACUAAGAUCAAUUCAGUUUUUCACCCUGAUCCAGCAAAGGGGAGGGUUAGAUUAGCAACGAUUGCAAGAUUGGCUGAUAUCACGCCUGAUCAUGCCGUCCCUCUUCCCUUGGCUACCCUUGCUAAAUCCCUUGAACCCUCCCCCACUCCCAGCCUUUGCAAUGGCAGCAGUCCAAAGUUCAGGCUGCCAGGACUCAGCUGUCCAGUCGCCCCUCCACUUUGCUACCAACAUAGCAGCGAAUGCUACGCAAGCAGGGCAUGCCUUUCCAGACCUAUCCUUGCCUCAGAGCCUUGCAGCAGAAAGGCAAGCGUCCUCAGCAGGCGCGUCGACAAGUGGCAGCAUGCAUGGAGAUCAUACACAUCUGAGAUCUUCAGAUGGAAGUGCACAGAAUCUACAUCUGGAGGGCCAGUCAGCGGUGCGGGAAUUGGAAUUGAAGGAGAGAGCAAUAUCUGCAGCAGCAGCUGCGUUUCUAUCAGCUAUCAUUGUCAAUCCGCUCGAUGUUGCCAAGACACGCCUCCAAGCACAAGCGGCUGGGCGACCAGACCCCCACCCCACCUGGAACUUUAGGAACACAAAUCCAGCAAUUGAAAGUUUGCUGGCAGACCAGAACUGUCCGAGAGCUUGUCCGCGGUUGGGGAAUGCAGAGCUACCUCCACUAUGUUCCCCCAAGUGUUACUCCUACACUAGCACUUGGGACGUCAUGUACAAAGUCGUGCGCCAGGAGGGCUUCUUCCAACUCUGGCGUGGUACGGGCGCUGGCUUAGCGAUUGCCGUCCCAACGGUGGGAAUUUACAUGCCACUGUACGACAUUUUCCGGGAAAAACUAGAGCGGGAAACGCAGCUGGGGCCAUACGCGCCAUUCUUGGCGGGGGCCGCCUCCAGAUCGGUGGCCGUUCUCAUCUGCUCCCCCUUAGAGCUCGUCAGGACGAGAAUGCAGGCUCAGAAGGCGGACCGACCCGGUGUAAAGCCGAAGGGUAUAAGCGGGACGCUAUUGGAAGCCGUCCACAGCGUCCGAGAGGGUCCUGGCAGCAACGUGCUAAAGAUUAGAGCGCUUUGGGCCGGGGUAGGCGUGCAGCUAGCUCGCGAUGUGCCCUUCUCGGCCAUCUGCUGGGGUACUCUAGAACCAAUUCGACGAAAGCUUUUGGAGUACAGUGGAGGACCGGACCCGGGGCCGGCAACCAUUGUCUCCGCCAAUUUUACGGCCGGGCUGAUCGCGGGCUCGCUGGCUGGGCUGGUCACGUGCCCGUUGGACGUUGCCAAAACGCUGAGGCAGAUCGAGAUGGAUCCUGAGCAGGCGCGGAAGAUGAACACGUGGCAAACGCUGAAGCAGGUGUAUAGGCGAGAAGGCAUCCGUGGUCUUUUUACUGGUGCGGGACCAAGGAUGGGCCGUGCGGGCCCGUCUGUGGGUAUCGUGGUGUCCUUCUAUGAGGUCGUCAAGUACAUGCUGCAUCGAUCGACACAACAGGAUGGAAGCAUCCGAGGGGAGCUCGUAGAUCCUGAGUAGAUGAAUCAAAAGCUUCAACUAGGCCCCACGCAAUUGCUCGCAAAGAUCAGUAACUAAAUUGCAGUCUUGCCCAAUUGGAUAAGAAUCUGUGCAGAUGCUAGCUUGACGUUCUUGAAUCCCCUUAGUGAACCUACCUUGAGCUUCCUUAACGGAUUAAACUGUCUAAUGAGGCCGAUUAUCCUUGUUAGAAUCUUGUUCUCAACCCCCCUGAUCAUUGUAAGUGGCCCCAAUACCGAGA
Molecule: messenger RNA, 2202 nt
Organism: Klebsormidium nitens
Lineage: Eukaryota; Viridiplantae; Streptophyta; Klebsormidiophyceae; Klebsormidiales; Klebsormidiaceae
Source: the annotation of a GenBank genome assembly